Aplysia californica (California sea hare) is the source of this 8168-nucleotide messenger RNA. Its product is annotated as zinc finger protein 184. The record is from RefSeq and is a predicted model, not a curated record. Gene Ontology annotation, cellular component: nucleus. The coding region runs from base 609 to 3755 and encodes 1048 amino acids. Gene Ontology annotation, biological process: regulation of transcription by RNA polymerase II. The transcript has 4 exons. NCBI's taxonomy places the organism in Eukaryota, Metazoa, Mollusca, Gastropoda, Aplysiida, Aplysiidae. Gene Ontology annotation, molecular function: DNA-binding transcription factor activity, RNA polymerase II-specific; RNA polymerase II transcription regulatory region sequence-specific DNA binding.
UCGUUGAAAUCGGCCAGGCAAGAAUAGGCUAGGCCUAAGCUACUCAUUCAUUUCGUCAUCAAAAGAAAGGCUUUGAUUAUUGCAUUCUUAAAAGGGAUGAAGGCAAUAAUAAAAAUGCAUUGUCGGUGCGUAUGGUGGUGGGGGUCGGAGUGGGCUAUUCUUUUUCGCUUAGUCUGCGUUCGCCUUCGCGAGUGAUGUAGGCCUAUGCUUUGAAUUCAAAUCCUCGGCAGGGCUUUGGCCAUUGUGUGACUACUUAUCUGUUUGUGCAUACACGCAUGUGUGUGCGAUAGUGUGUAAGUGUAUGGUGUGUUCAACACUAAGUAAACAUUUCGUGGGGUCCUGGCCUACAUAAUAAGCGUUCGCCCGCACAUUUUGUUUCUUUGUGCAAUUCUAAAAAUAGUAGUGGGCCUCGCAGCAGCCCAGGUACACGCUGACUGACACACUCUUGCACGCACCGGGAGCGCCACCUCGCGCCGACGCACUUGCAAACGGAUAUGGUGGACGUGGUGGUGACGGAUUCAGCGUACAAUUUAUUUUUGAUGAUAUAAAGACACAAUUAUCGUUUGUGGUGCUGCUGAUAUCGGUUUCAGUGUGAACUGUCGACUGAUAUGGAAGGGCCAGGAGAAACAGUCACAGAAGAGACUGUGUCUGUGGAAGAGGAAUCCCCUGAAUCUGUAGAUGGAGAUGGAAAUGAUGCACAAUUGUCUCUAGAUCCCAGUGCUAAAAACAGGUCAAAGAGAAAGCCAUCAAAAACGCAAAUCAAGCAUAUUGCCCCAAAGGAUGAGAACUGUGACACUUCAAAGUACGGUACUCAAAAUAUGGAGGACCUGUUCAAUGAUGUAACGCAGGGUAUUUAUCCGGGAACAGGGUCAGAUCUUUCAAACCAGGCUGUUUUGCCAGCGGGGAUAAAUCCUCAGCAACUGCCGACACCUGUGCAAGGUCCCAUCCCUGGUGCCGGUGCCCCUCCUGCAACCCCAACAACCCCGAGGAGACCCAGGCGGUCCUCGCAAAUUUCUGGUGCUUCCCCUGGAUCAGGCCGUUCGGUGUCCUCCAGGCCUCCUCCCAGUUACCCGUGUGGCAUAUGUGGGAAGAUAUUCCGUGUCCCAAGUCGAUACGACAGCCACAUGCUAGGUCAUAGUAAAGGCAAGCCAUUUUGUUGCAACACGUGCGGAAAGAUGUUUGCCUCCCAGCACAAGCUGGAUCUGCACUUGCCUGUCCACAGCUGUGACCGCAGUGCUUCUUUCACUUGUGAAAGCUGUGGCAAGGUGUGUGUCAACUGGCGUGCAUACCUUUACCAUUUGAAAGCAAAACAUACUGAAUCUGGAGGGAAAAAAUUUGCUUGCAAUGUAAGUAGAUCCAAUACCAAUGGAGGGAAAAGAUUUUCUUGCAAUCUUUGUGGUCGUCAGUUUCACACGGGCCAGAGACUCAGGAACCACAUGGCAAGCCAUGAAGUUGGCAAGAACCAUUGUUGUCAGACCUGUGGUAAACUGUUUGAGAGCAAGAAGAAACUGGACACUCACAUGCUGGUGCAUAACCUGACCAGCAAGCACGACCAGCAUCUCCAGUGCUCAGACUGUGGCAAGGAGUAUACUGAGUGGAUUGCCUUCAAACAGCAUAUGAAAACACAUGGCGCAGAAGGCGUUCAGUAUCCCUGUGGUCUGUGUGAAAUGGUGUUUCCUACUCAAUACGAGAAAGAAAAACACAAGAGAGUGCAUAAGCAAGUUCAGUGUGAGUUCUGUGAAAGGUAUUUCCGUUCGGCUUCGGUCUUGUCGGUUCACCUAAGGGUUCACACUGGGGAACGUCCGUAUAAAUGCGGACUCUGUGAGCGAGAUUUUUCUCAGUCUUCUGUUCUCAAAGUCCACAUGCGCACUCACCGAAAAGAGGGCAAGUAUGAAUGCAAAAGGUGCGGGAAUGUGUACUUGGACGUUAUGGAAUUUUUCAAACAUCACAUGGGUCAUCUAGAAGAGGGCAAUCUUCAGUGUGAGGAGUGUGGAAAAGUGUUUGAGACAAUCAAUAACAAGAAUCGCCAUAUGGCUGCACAUAGGGACAGGGCUGGUCGUGUGUGUCAGGUAUGUGGCAAAGAGUUUGGCAGAGUCUCUCACCUGGAGGCUCAUAUGCUGUGUCACUCUGACCAGCUACCUCUCUUGUGUAAAGUGUGUGGGAAAAUGUUUCCAUCUCAGGAAGUCCUGACUGCCCACUAUGCCACACACAUGUCUGCUGGGGAGAGCGUCUCCAAUUCUGGCCUGCCUGCUUCCAAGGGUCCUCUCUUCUGUGGCCUCUGCGGCAAAAUGUUCAAAGGACAGGUGUACCUGAACAAUCACAUGAAAAAGCAUGAAAGAGAAGGCCUCAACGCUCGUGGUGGGGAUGAAAUUCCAGAUGAAGAUCUGGUAGAAGUUGAGGGGGGUGAGUUUUCUUGCCUGGACUGUGGAAAAACAUUUUCCAAAGAGCAUCAUCUGGCAGUUCACAAACGUGAGCAUACAGGAGAGCGACCGCACACAUGCAUUUUGUGUGGUCAAAGCUUUAUGUUGAGGAAAGAACUUCUGGAUCACAUUGGUGAGCACAAGCGCAAUGGACUCAUGAUGUACAUGGGGAAUCAAGGUGGUGCAACUGUAGCUGCAAACGCUGCUGCUGCCCCCACAUCGGCUACUCAAAAGGUUGGCAAUAACACAAAGACUCCCAAUGCAACCUUUCAUGAGAGUGAUAGUGGCUCUGAAACAGAAACAGACAAUGAAGAGUCCGAGGCAACAAAGGCUGCUGCUGCUGCUGCAACAGUACAAAAUAAUAAGCAACGGUCUUCUCCAGCAGUAGUACCACAGCAAGCUAUCACUCCAUAUAGAGAGAAUGAUUACCCACCUCCUCAGACCAAUCAAUAUCCAGAAAAGAACUAUGUUAUACCAGCAAAAAGUCAGUAUGAAGAAAAACUGUACCCAAAUGUUCGCAAUGUUUUGUAUGAUGAAAAGAACUACCCUAGAAAUAUAAGUGCACAGUACCUUGACAAGGACUAUAAUAUUGAUAGUCAGAACAAUUAUCAGGAGAAAAGUUUUUCUCGGAGCAGCCACGUGCCAGUUGUUGAAAAAUCUUUUCCAAGCAAUCACAGUACUGCGUACGUGGAGAAAGGAUACUUGAACCCUCCCCCGCCGACAUCUAUCUCUGAGAAGAGGUACAUAGAGAGUCCUGGCAGCUCUUACUCUGAGAAAGCUUAUGUUGAAGCUCAAAAGCUCGCUUAUGCCGAGGAGAGUCAAAGUCUAUCCAGAAAGAAUCACUCUCCGGUAUCGAUGAACGAAAGUCAAGUGUUACACUACAAUAUACCAAGGGGUUCCUAUAAUUCUCCCAUUUCACCUCCAUCUAGUCACAUGCCAUCCUCCAGUGGCAGCAGUAGUCAUUUACAUGCAGGUUUACAGACUGAACCUUAUGGAAGGCCAGACAUACAAAUUCCUUUAAAUGACCGCAUGCAACCAGCCAUGCAGCUGUCGAUGAAAGAUACCAGUGUCCAUCCAAACAUUCACAUGAUCCGACCAGAGCCUCAUUUACCACCUAGUGUUCACCAUGAUUACAAAAAUGAUAUGAGCCCAUAUGCUUUCCCAUACAAUAAGGCAUAUAUGCCCACAGCAAUAAGCAAUCUUCCUCACCGUAGCACUUUUCACACUGGCUUCCCAAGCACGCACGGCAGAUUCACUACAGAUUCUCAGCUAUCUGUAGCCAAUUUCCAGCUUCUACCCCAAACUGCAUUUCCUGAGAAUUCCCAUCAGACUUGAUUUUAUUUUAUUUUAGUUUUCAAAAGAAACAUAUUUGCAGUGUGCUGAGCAAAUGUUUUGUUUUAUGAAUCUCUUCAUCGUGGUACAGGUUAUCUUCUGUUGUUUGAAGAUUGUGUGCUAGUACAGAUGAGCUUCCCUCAAAUUUAUUUGAAAAUAUUUGUCUCGCCCCUUUGCGUUUUGUACAUAUUGGAAUAUAUUUGGUCAAUAAGUUUUAUUUAUGUAAAAUAUAUUUUGAAUUUCUUUUAUUUGAAAGUAUGCAUGUUUUUUAUGGAGUGCGAAUAUGCAUGGUAAUGAUGAUAUUGAAAGUUUCGUAAGUUUUUUCAUAGCAAUGUUGUUUUUGUUUAAUUGCAAGUAUGUAUUGUAAUCGUUUGGACAAUUUUGCAUCUCUAGACUUGUUGUAUGUGUCAUAUCAAAGACCAAAACUAACACAGGCUGAACAUAUAAUCAGUAUUUUUGCUAGUCACAAGCAGCAUUCAAAUCAGUCUGUGGGUCUGUGUUGGAAAAAAUGCAGAUACUUUGCAGUAUACCAAAUCUGACAAUAGUUAUGAAAGGAGCAUAACUUGUCAUUGUUUAAAUUUUUGUUUGUAAAAAGCACAACAAUCCAAUCUUGUAUUUUUUAUGGAUAAUGUGUGUCUUAAGUUUGUCCUAUCUCAUUUAAGUAAGUUGUUAUUUACGUAUCCUGUUUCAUGUCAAAAGUAAAGUAUUUUCAUGUGCUACCAGUUUCUCUCAAAGGUACUCUCUUGGGGGGGGGGGGGGAAUCUCUCACAUUUAUUCUCAUAUUCUGUCAUUUGUGAUUCUAUACUUUUAAUGCUGUGGCUGUUUGUGGUUUUUCGGAAAGCUGUAUUUUGUAUGUUCAGCCACUUUUACCCAUCCUAAUGUCUUCAGAAUCCAAAUUGACGUUUUUUUUUCUGUUUUUUUUUUUUUAAAUCAAAGAAAAGAUAGAAGAUUUUCUGCCUGUUGGCAUCAGACUCAAGUGGUUUGUUGUUGUUUUUUUUUUUGGUGUUUUUUUUUCCACAGAAUUAUUACUCACUGGUUAAACCAACUCUUCUUAUUAGUUUUAAAGAGAAAGACCAACACUUUUUUCCCUCUUCACAUGAUUUUUUUAAAAAGGGACAAAUUUACUUCCAUAUAUUCUUUUCAGUUCUGACUUUUUUUUUGUUGGAUGUCACUGGUCACACCUUUUCAUACUUCAGAGGUUGGAAAUUCCUGUCCCUGGUUCUUUUUGAAGAGUAGGUUAAAAUGUAUUGAUAAUUCUAUUGUUUGUCUGUGUACUUUUUUUUUUCUUUUUUUAUAUACUAAUUUUAUUGAGUAUUUUUGUGGUGCAAGUUUUUUUGUUUUUGUUAAAAGUUAUGAUUUUGCAAACAUGGCAGACCCUGCCAUUUUAAUUUAUUCAUAUAUUACACUGUGAUUUUUGGUCAGUGUGUUGUACAAAAUUUGCUUUGCUUGUCUUGAAACUUACUCUGAAAUGGAUGCUUUGUUAUAAUGUAUGUUAUGAUAAGCCUAAAUGGAAUGCAAAACCACAAUCAAAGUAUGCAAAUAAAUAGUAAAUUAUGAUUAUUAAAAGAUAAACCAUAUUCCUUAUUACAAGCUCCGUUUUUAACAGACUUCUGAGGAUGACUUCAGCUUUUAGGGAGUGUUAAAUUUAUAUUUCUUUUUUAAUGAGACCUCUUUUUUCUUUAAUCUUUGAAGGGCUUCUCAUUUAGAUUUCUCGUUGUCUGCACUCUUGGUUUUAUCCACAUGAAGACUGUAUAAUUUUUUUGAAGACACUUUUCUUUCUUCUGUGUUUUGUUGAGGUGUAAAACGCAUUCUUCUGCCUCUUUGCCUCUUUUUGGGGAAUCAGGGAUUCUUAGGAGAGGGGGCCUCAAUGAAAGAGACCAUGACUAGCUGUUUAGUGAGAGCAGUUGGUUCUGCUUGCAUGUUGUGCACAAUGGAAUGGUUACUAGAAUCAAGCAAUUACCAUUUUUGAUGAUUUGGGUGCUACUUAAGCAUAUAUGUGUGCUAAAGACUGACUUCUUACUUUUUCACCUUAAAAUUUUGCCCCAGCAAAGAUUAAUUUUGAGGUGAAGAGUCUUGCAAUGUCGUGUAACUUUUCUAUUUUUACUUAGUCUGGGACUGUUAUGCCGUCUUCAGUCAGGAACACAGUUAAAAGAGAAUGCACGUUUUUUUUCUUUCUUUUGAAUAAAGUUUGCCGUCUAGGCUUCGAAGUAGAACAGUUGGACAGAAUGUAGCACGCUGACUUGGUCCCUUAGAUUGGUCUAACUAUGUGAAAGAUCCAAUGUUUGAUACUGUCAGUAUUACUGGCAUCUGUGGUGUAGCGGUUAGGCACUUCGCUGUUGCGUGCAGGAAAUCCAAGUACAAUAGUCUCCGCCUAAACACAGGGUGCUCGGGAGGGCUCCUUAGCGUGUGUUUAUACGAAGUGUGCGUGUACAUGAACCUAUGCAAGGGGAGGAAGGGACGCAGUCAUCUCAAUUCCUUAUUUCUCCAGUGAACUCCCUUGGAGGGAGGGGGUCAUUUUUGCAGAUAAUGUGACGACACGUGACUUUUGUGAUGGAUUCCUUGACUGGGGUUCAAAAUACAUGGGGGAGGGGGAGAAAGGAAGACUCAAUGUAGUAAAUAUGCGCUAUAGCAUAUAAUUUAUAGAACAGAUAGCCUAAGAGAGAACUGUUGGUGAUAGUCAUAGAGACGACGGACCGGCCACGUGGCUUUCCAAGCGACCUGCCCUGACCGUAAAUUCAUGCAGAAUCAUUCUCUCAUUCAGAGAAAUUUUUCUCCUGUGAUUAGUUGAACAAGUACAUUAUAAGUUCUUCGAGCGCAGCCGAUUAGGCUUACUUGUUUAAUCUUUAAUUCUGUCUAGAUCUAGUGUUUUACGGGUGUCACGCAUCAGACCUAGACCUAACAAUUCAAUACAUUACACGCAGUCACUCAAACCCCAGUCAGAAACCUUCUCUCAAAGAUACAUUUCCAGUGACUAAUCAAACAACAUUUCAGUCCACCCCACCCCAAACUUUUCACCGACCAGUCCUAGAUCUCUAGUUCUAGAUCUAUGGGUCAGGGAAAAGUUGGAUGUGAAAACGCUGUCCAUCACUCUCUUUGUUCGACGAGAGGGGCACGCUCACCAAUUUUCUAGGCUUGUCUUACUAACGCAGGCUGUGCAGGUUGUAGUGAAAAUAUCCCUUUGUUGAGCUUUACCUGUCGGCGUGUUUCGCAGACCGGAGCGUGCGUUUAGAGGGAGUGACCGUGCGUUUGUACGUCUUGAUUAUAUAGUAAAAAACUCGUCAGGUGGCGAAACGUGCUUUUGUAUGGCGUGUGUUUAGGUGGAGGCUACUGUAUAUCUCUCAGCCCAGGUUGGCCCAGACAGGCAGGGUCGAAAGACCACCUCUUGAAUGAUCUAAAUUGUGUUGAUGAUGGGGGAAUACAAACACAUUCAUAAAAAAAUAGACUAACUGUUAGAGUUAGUGCUGUAAAGUAGUUUUAAGUAAAUGGAUGAUUACUACAAGAAGGUGUUUUGGUGUGAUCUGCUCUUACUUUUUGUUGUCAAUUUUCGUCGCCAGCUGUUAAAAUGAACUAACCCCAGAGUUUUGAAUUUCAAAAUUUUUAAAAAUUGUGGCUUCUUACUCGAUGGUAAUGUUUGCAUGUCAAAAUUUUUUUGUCGGAAUUUUAAAUUCCUAAUGUUGGGGGGGGGGGGGAUAUAAUGCAUAAUGUGAGUACAAUUAGUACAAUUUUUUAAAGAAUAAUGCGGUUUGUUUUUUCUCUGUAAAAUGUUUGCUUUAAUGGCUUAGUACAUUUGAACAGCUUGCUGAUGUUUUUUGGUAUUCUGUCCCAGGUGAAACUUCACCAUCCUUCCCAUAUUUUCUCAGUGUUACCCAAUCACUAAAGUUACUUUAUGCAGCACAACUUGUACUGAAAAUAAAGAUUUAUCUCCUAGUUACAUUGUGGUUGACACUGAAAAAUAAUGUAAUUCAUAGGUUGUCAUUUGCCUGGAAGUAGUUCUUGCUCUUUCAGAAUUUUUUGGGCUUAAAAUAAUUUGAAGCUCUUUAGUCAUUGCUCUGGAUACAUGCUUCUUAGGAGAUGCUCCAGGGUUUGUUUACUGAACACCAUUGUUCGUGCAGUUUUAUAUUGGAGAUCUGAUCGGCCACAUUGAAUAUUGAAAAUCCAAUUUCUUGCACCUUGUUUCUCUCUUCGUUUUCUUUGAGUUGUAGGGUUUGGUUGUUGGCAUACUUUCAGUAAUAUUGCUUCAAUGUCAUAAGAGAGAGCAUUGUUUUUUGGUUUGUUUGUUGUUGUUUUUUUCUAUCUUUUUUAUUUAAAAGUCACUUGGAAUGGCAGAAUGCUGAUGAGAAAUUUCAGUGAUUGUAAUGUCACCAAAAGUGAAGUUGUUAUAUAUGUAUUGCCUCUUUAAUGUUUGUUUGCGAUCUC